Rotaria socialis is the source of this 957-nucleotide messenger RNA. NCBI's taxonomy places the organism in Eukaryota, Metazoa, Rotifera, Eurotatoria, Philodinida, Philodinidae. The record is from the annotation of a GenBank genome assembly.
AUGCUUUCAUCAUCGUUGUUGAUGAUAAUUUGUUUUUAUGGAGCAACUGUACAAAAUGUAGACGGUUGGGGUGCAGUUGGACAUAGUCUUGUUGCUAGCCUAGCUCAGAGUCAAUUGACUGCUGAAGCAUCUCAAUGGGUGAAAUCUCUCGUCCCAUGGUACUUAUCAGGUAAUUUGACUGCUGUAGCAACGUGGGCUGAUAGUAUUCUCUACCCGGAUACGAAUCCGUUUGAUCAUCCUAAUUGGCAGUGGAGUCGUCAACUACACUAUCUUAAUACACCAUCUUGGGUCUGUAGUUAUGAUCCAUCGAGAGAUUGUAUCAAUGAUAUCUGUAUUGAGGGUGCAUUGAGAAAUUAUUCAAAACGUGUUAUUGAUGCAAAUUUCGACGAUAUUCAACAUAAGGAAGCGCUCAUGUUUCUGGUCCACUAUGCUGGCGAUGUUCAUCAGCCGUUGCAUGUUGGUUUUCAAACAGAUCUCGGAGGCAAUUCUAUCAAAGGCUACUUUAUGAAUCAAACAUUUCAAACGAAUCUUCACUCAUUAUGGGACAGUGGGCUCAUCAGUAUUCGAUUGUCUCGUGAUUAUGGAUCGAAUAUCACAAGUUAUUAUGAACAUAUUUAUUCAUUGAUGCUUGAGCAAGGAUCAACAAGUAACAAUGAGGACUUCAUUCAAUGGAUUCAGGAAAGUUUAAAACACGUUUGUCAACAAAUCUAUUUGGAUGAGAGUAAUAUGAUAAUGAACGCAUCAGUUAAUUUCACAUUAGGCAAUAUCUACUAUGAAAGAAAUAUCGGGAUCAUUGAACAACGUCUUGCUCAAGGAGGUCGCCGACUUGGCACAUUACUCAAUCGUUUAGCCGCUGAUCGUUUGACAAUAUCAUCACGAUGCGACAAAUUGUGCUCGAACAUGAACAAGUUAAUUACGAUGUUAAUUUGUAUACUUGCGAGAACCCUGAUGUCCUAG